Molecule: messenger RNA, 1624 nt
Organism: Sardina pilchardus (European sardine)
Lineage: Eukaryota; Metazoa; Chordata; Actinopteri; Clupeiformes; Clupeidae
Gene: nkx6-3
Product: NK6 homeobox 3
Exons: 3
Coding region: 771-1571 (266 amino acids)
Biological process (GO): cell differentiation; regulation of transcription by RNA polymerase II
Cellular component (GO): nucleus
Molecular function (GO): RNA polymerase II cis-regulatory region sequence-specific DNA binding; DNA-binding transcription factor activity, RNA polymerase II-specific
Source: RefSeq, a predicted model, not a curated record
CUGCAGUAGCCAGACCAUCAAAAAGCAACUUAUUCCCUCUCUACCUUUUCAAAACACUAUCAAUCUGCCACCGUCCAAUCAGACGCCCGGCCUCACGCCACCGACCAGUGAUAUCGCAGCGGAGCCGGGCUCUGCCGGCCAAUGGGAGCGGGCAUUCUAAUGGGCCCCAUCUUUAUCUCGAGGGUGUCACCUCAACUUGAGCGCAUUCUUAUUUAUGACCCGGGGACUGGGUACUUGCCAGUGGGCAUUCGUCUCCGCCAGAGAGGCUGCAGGACCGCGUGUGUGUGUGUGUCAAAGGUGCCGGACGCUUAACUGUUGACUCUGGGAGUUCCCCCGGCAUGGGCCAGACCAGGUGAGACGCUCACAUACACGCACACACACACACACACACAUACACACACGAGAGCGCACACACACAUACAUACGCGGCGUCUGAGCCCCCGACACACACACGAGACCUGAGCCUCCAGCUGAUCCCAGGCCUGUUGGAGCUCUCCUGAGGAGCCUGCGACUGCGGACACCUGCCCCGGAGCAGCGGGCCACUUUUAUGGGCAUCAGAGGGCCUGGACCCCCCCCCCCCACACACCUGGAGCGCUCACCGCAGGACCUGCUCACACAGACGCCUCGCAGUCGGACAGUCCCAGCCAGCUGCAGGACGGGCGCUCUUACUGGACUAAAGCGUUUUUAUUCUUUUGAUUUUUGAUUUUUUUUUUUUCUACUGAAGCGAAGCCGCGCCAGCUGUCAAUCUGGAGUCGGAGGAGUCUCUGUCCAUGGACCCGUCCCUGCCGGGGUCUUUCCUCUUCAACGGCGGCCUCGGCCAGUUCUCCUCGGACAUCAAGGCGCCCGUGUGCCAGUACUCGGUGCCCAACUCCUUCUACAAGCUCAACACGGGGCUCGGGGCGCAGAUGCCCGCGGGCACGCCGCACGGCAUCAGCGACAUCCUGAGCCGCUCCAUGAUGGGUGCCCCCGGUGCCCCCUUGCUCUCGGGGUACCCCGCCAUGGGAGGGUUCGGCGCCACCAUGAGCGCCCCGGGCAUGUACUACAACAGAGACUACAGCCCGGCGCUGGGCAGCUUCGCCAAGGCCCCCGAGUGCCCGAUGAUGAAGGGGCGCAGCGCGAGCUGCUGGACAGACGCGCCCUACGAGUGCAGAGGACGCCAGUCCUGCAGCAACAACGGCGUACCCAUGGGCGAGGCGAUGGGCAGGAAGAAACACACACGGCCCACGUUCAGCGGGCACCAGAUCUUCGCCCUGGAGAAGACCUUCGAGCAGACCAAGUACCUGGCAGGACCUGAGCGGGCGCGCCUGGCAUACUCACUGGGCAUGACCGAGUCCCAGGUCAAGGUGUGGUUCCAGAACCGGCGCACUAAGUGGCGUAAGAAGAGUGCGCUGGAGCCCAGCUCCACGCAGGCGUCGCGGGGGGAAGGUGCCGGCGACGCGUCCGAGAACGAGGUGGAGGACGAGGAGUACAACAAGCCGCUGGACCCCGACUCGGACGACGAGAAGAUCCGGCAGCUGCUGCGCAAACACCGCCGCGCUUUCUCUGUGCUCAGAUUGGGCCCUCACAUCUGACACUGACAACCGACACACGCACACACACACACACACACACAUAGAUGCACAUA